This is a messenger RNA of Saccostrea cuccullata (small rock oyster), 4300 nucleotides long. Its product is annotated as potassium voltage-gated channel protein Shaw-like. Gene Ontology annotation, molecular function: delayed rectifier potassium channel activity; protein binding. Gene Ontology annotation, cellular component: voltage-gated potassium channel complex; dendrite membrane; presynaptic membrane. The transcript has 8 exons. Lineage: Eukaryota; Metazoa; Mollusca; Bivalvia; Ostreida; Ostreidae. The coding region runs from base 302 to 2296 and encodes 664 amino acids. The record is from RefSeq and is a predicted model, not a curated record. Gene Ontology annotation, biological process: potassium ion transmembrane transport; protein homooligomerization.
CAAUCAAUAUUCUACAGAGACUCGGAACCGGCUGCUGAAACGCGGAUCUAUAAUCACUAUAUUCCUCUCUUUUCAGUCGGUUCACCAGGACUUUAGUGUUUGAAAAAGAAGCAAUUAUGGAUUUACUUAAUUCUGGGGAAAGAUUUCACCCUGACAGGCUGGUCGUUCACCGCUCUCUGGAACAUGGGUAAAAGAAAGAAACAGUUCGUUGUUGUGAUGUGAAAGUGACACAGUUCUAGCUGUUAUUCUGUAAAAUUUUGGAGUACAUGUUUAACGUCAGUUUUUGAACGUUCUGUAAACAAUGACAACGAUCGAUGACAAUCGGGUCAUACUGAAUGUUGGCGGGAUCCGCCACGAGACUUACAAGGCCACCCUGAAGAAGAUCCCCGCCACCCGUCUGUCACGUCUCACGGAGGCUCUGGCCAACUACGACCCUAUACUUAAUGAAUAUUUCUUUGAUCGUCACCCUGGGGUGUUCGCACAAAUUCUCAAUUACUACAGGACGGGGAAACUCCAUUACCCCACGGACGUCUGCGGUCCUCUCUUUGAGGAGGAGCUGGAGUUCUGGGGACUGGACUCUAACCAAGUAGAGCCGUGUUGUUGGAUGACGUACACCCAGCACAGGGACACGCAAGACGUGCUGGCGAUUCUAGACCGACUGGACCUCGACACGGACAAACCGACGGAGGAGGACAUCAUGAAGAAAUUCGGCUGGGAGGAGGAAUAUAGGGCAGGGGAGUUAAACUGCUGGCAAAGGAUCCAGCCCAAGAUCUGGGCCCUAUUUGACGAACCCUACUCGUCCAAUGCUGCCAAGGUUAUAGCCGUUGUAUCAGUAUUUUUCAUCGUGGUUUCUAUUCUCUCCUUCUGUUUGAAAACUCACCCUGAGAUGAGAGUGCCAGUGCUCAGGAAUACUACUUCGAACACUUCCGACGGGCAAAUGUCAUGGCGGUUAGAGAAAAAGAAAACAGAACCUCACCAGGCUUUUUUCUAUAUCGAGUGUGCAAGCAAUGCUUGGUUUACAUUUGAAAUAAUAAUUCGUUUGAUAGUUGCACCAAAUAAGUUAGAUUUUCUGAAAGCACCGGUGAACAUCAUCGACAUAAUUGCCACACUUUCAUUCUAUUUGGAUUUUAUGUUGACAAAGCUGAAACAAGAAAAUGAUAUACUGGAGUUUUUUAGUAUAAUCCGUAUUAUGCGACUGUGUAAACUCACCCGCCAUUCUGCAGGGCUGAAAAUUCUUAUUCAUACCUUCAAAGCAAGUGCGAAGGAACUUGUUCUACUGGUGUUUUUUCUAGUGUUAGGCAUUGUGAUUUUUGCCGCUUUGAUAUUUUAUGCGGAACGAAUUCAAUAUAACCCGGAUAAUGAUUUCACUUCAAUUCCGGUUGGACUGUGGUGGGCAAUAGUUACUAUGACAACUGUAGGCUAUGGAGACAUGGCACCGAAAACAUACGUCGGAAUGUUUGUUGGUGCUCUCUGUGCGUUGCUGGGUGUACUAACAAUUGCACUUCCGGUACCAGUUAUCGUGAGCAACUUUGCCCUGUUUUAUUCCCAUACACAGGCACGAUCCAAACUACCGAAGAAAAGACGGCGAGUUCUGCCGGUAGAGCUGCCCAGACCGAAGGGUCCAAAGGGGAUGGGGCCGGGAGGAGGACCCCCUCCAAUCAACAGGCAUAGGAACGCUAUAAAACACCCUCCCGUAGGACAGCAAGACCACAAAAUAAACAGAAUGGACCAAGGUUGUAUACAGCAACUGAUGCCCUUCCGUACAUAUCCGUACGGGUAUUACCUAGGCCGAGCAGGAGAGGAAUCGAUCCCGAUGUUGAUGAUAAAUCACACCGAUAAAGAGGAUAAUACGGUACCUCGAUCCCGACCCCAAUCCCAUGUGGUAGACAAGAAUCCCCCGCGACUAGUGGAAAUAAGUUCUAACCCCGGAACCCCUCUAAAAGUUACCGAAAUUAAGCCAACUGAUGCCACAGGAAUCACGAGCUUGAUUAUGGCGCCAAACGCCAACCUUAACAGCACACCUGUGGGAGCGAGUAAAUGUACGACCCCCACAUCAGUCAGCCUUGGGGUCAACAGCAACUCUGUCUCCAGUCCCGCCACUGCCACCACCACCGGGUCACCACAAAACCAGGAGAAGGCAGACUUAGUGAACAGUGCUCACGUGACAGAUGGUGCUGCAACAGACCCCUCCAAAAUAUCAAACUCUUCAGCCGUGAACAACGCGACGGAGCCUAGACACUACUCCCCCUCCACCUCACCCCCAAAGUCCAACAAUCUAGUGGCUGUCAACACGUAACCCAGGCUUCGUGUCGCUAUGUCGUCCAGUUAAGUGACUUCCAGCCGAGCAAGACAUAUCGGAAAAUAAAGUUUAUGACGUCACGUCUGCUCUUCGAAACCGGAAGUGGGACUGUCGGAGAAUGGCUAGUUACCUGUAGAAUGUCCUCGUGUUCUGCUUCACAUGACAAAGCGACACCUGGUGUAGGUUAGGAACAUGCAUAGAAAUGUGAUGAUUUUUCCAUCUAUAUUUCUAUAUAAACAAAUAUUUGAAUUCAUUCACUUCCCACGUCUGUGAUGUUGACCCCUUUACACAUAUUAAAUGUUGUCCCAUGUAAUUAACUAGAGAAUUUCAUUAAUGGCAAAAAAUGUAGAUUCUUAUCAGUUUAAAGUGUCAAAUCAGAGUUAUUCCCCAUAUACGAAACCAAUACUUAUAUCACAAUGUGCACAAUUUAAAAUUGUUUACCGUUUCCUCCUUAGUUAAAAUUGGUCACAAAACAAUUUGCAACGAACCCCCUGAGAAUGCUAUCACUGACUGAUAGCGAGUCCUUUGUUUUGUUAACAUGUACAACGCAACCGAACGAUAUUAUAUACAGCUUCAGUAUUGUCAUAACAUGGAAGGAAGAUUCUCCACAACUGAGUAAUCUUGCUGUGUACAUCUUUACGCACUGUAUGUAGUUAAAUGCCAAGAAUUUUAUGUUGAAAAGUUUUUAAGUCUUUUAGACUCAGUGUCUCAAAAUCGCCUAUUAUUUGGAUUUUUCCUACAGUUUAAAGAUUCAAUUAUCAUGAUAUUCAGCCAUAGAGUAAAAUUUUAGAAGACAAAUAUUAAACUAGGAUAAACUCCAAAAUUUGUUAAUAGAAAAUGUUCAAGUUUACAAAGUAGAAUAAAUAUGAAUCACAAAUUAUGAAUUAGAGUUAAAUUGAAUAAGAAAAAGUAUACUAGUUUACAUUGUUAGCACUUGUAGUUUAUAUCUUGUACGUUUCUACAGGCACCAACUAAUAUUGUCAUGGUAAAUUGACCUGGGUAGGCGUCACUUAAUUCAUUUUUGUGCUUAGUGGCACAGCUAAUGUUUCUGAGUGACCCCAGUGGUUUGUUGAGAUACGCUGAUUUUUUAAAUAUGCUGUUGAUUUCUUGUAGAAUUUUAUUUUUCUUUUCCCCUAGUGUUGAGUACUUCCGGUUGUAGACCGGAAACGGAACUUAUCAGUUCUAUUUGUUGAACAAUGUAUAUCAAUCGUGUGUGUGGUUCAUGUAUAUAAUUGUUUAUAAUAUUAUAAAUAUAUACACAGCGAAAUUUAUUUUUCUCAUUCUCCCCUCUAAAUAUAGCCAGUCAAACACCCAAUAUUCCUUUAUAUACAAACAAAAAUUUUUAUUGUUAAACCAUAUGCUACACAAAAAAACACCUUUUUAAGAAGAAAAAAUCAUUGCAUCUUUGUAUAAGCUGCUUUUUUAUUUCGAAAAUCAAUAUUAAAUAUUCGGAAAUAGUUAUCGCAAACAACAGCAACUCAUUGUGAUUAUUUGUAUUCGACAAUAUUAAAAAGAAAAACUUGUUUCAGAAAAUAAACUUGUUAUCCAUUUUGGCUUUCUGUGUAGCAAUGUUUUUUUUUUAUCUACGAAAGGUAAACUUUCUAUUCACUCAAAGAAAAUACAGCAUAGAAAAAAAAAUGCCAAAAGAUCACUGCAGGCAGAAAUAUCGAUCAACUCCCAAACAGACUGUAGACGGAUGUACAUGUAGAGUUGUUCUAAUUGUAGAAAAUAGCUUCAAAAGGAUGAGGAUAAUCAUAUCAAUUACAAAAAGAAAAUCAAAUCCUGUCAGAUUUUAGCACGUCUUGAGUUUUCAUAUAUUACAGACACUUCUUACUCUGCCGCCCUUUUUCCUCCCUCCUAUUAACGACUGAUCUUGAUCUAUAUAUAGAAAUCCUCUGACGGGGUUUUAACUUGCUGUCUUAUGAACUGACUCUGUAAAAACUGGACAUUUUCACUUUGUUACAGAAACUGCAAAAUGAUAAUAAAUCAUUGUCUUAUUCA